AUGUCUAAUAAACAUUUGAACAUCACGCACAUCAUCCCCCUGACUGAGCGCUUCCUCCCCGUCCUGCCUGUCCAUCCCACUGAGAGCCUGCUGCCCGUGCUGACCAUAAGGCAGUGGACACGUGCAGAAGCGCCUGCAGCCUGCAGCGUCCACCCCCCUCGCCCGGCCGCCUGCCCGCCCGCCACAGCCAUCCCACCAGCGCAGCCUCCCAUUGGCCGAGCGCGCACAAUGGUGGGAAUUAUGGGAUUGCGGACCGGAGCUGGACAGGAACUGGGAGCCAGGCUGCUGCUGGAGCGCAUCCAAGUGUCUGGGGGAACUAUCCAGAGGGCAGCGCUGGUCAUCCUGGAGAGCUACUAUAAGGACUUCCCGGUGCAUAACCCGGCCCUGCUCACUGCCUCCAAAUCCAGGGCAGCCAAGCACCUGGCCGGCCUCAAGGUCUACAACGUGGACGGCCCUGGAAAUAACGCCACAGCGGGUCAGUCUCGGGCCAUGAUCGCCGCAGCGGCCAGGAGGCGAGACACGAGUCACAAUGAGCUGUACUACGAGGAGGCUGACCACGAGAGACGCGUGAGGAAACGGAAAGCCAGGACGUCGAAAAGUGAAUACAAGCUGGUGGUGGCGGUAGAGGAGGCGUUCACGCACGUGAGGCGCAUGCAGGAGGAGGAGCUGAAGAAGCCGCCGGGCGAGGUGAUGGACCCACGUGAGGCGGCGCAGGCCAUUUUCCCGUCCAUGGCGCGGGCGCUGCAGAAGUACCUGAGGACCACGCGCCAGCAGCACUGCCACAGCAUGGAGAGCAUCCAGAAACACCUGGCCUUCUGCAUCACCAACAACAUGACGCCCAAGGCGUUCCUGGAGAGCUACCUGACCCCAGGCCCGACGCUGCAGUACGGGCGUGAGCGCUGGAUGGCCAGCCAGUGGACGCUGGUGAGCGAGGCGUCCGUGACGAGCAGCCUGAGGGACGGCACGGCCUUCCUGCUCAAGUGCAUAGACUUCAGCCUGGUGGUCACCACCAAGGCCAUCCCCUACAUCAAGCUCUCCGAGGAGUUCAUCGACCCCAAGUCCCACAAGUUCGUGCUCCGGCUGCAGUCGGAAACCUCCGUGGGUAUCUGGAAUGUGGACACAGUGGCAUAGGAUUCCGUAGGCUACUCUUCCCGUCUACUGGCGUGGUGUCUAGCUACCUCGGUGUGCUCCCCCAGGGUUGCCAUAGCAACAACGACGCACGCGCGCUUGCGUUCUGCCUCUGUCGACUAGCAACAUGACUCUCGAUCUCAAUCUCUGAUUACAUAUCCUGACCUAAACAGCCCAUGCAGCAAUCAUUCAAGAUUUCCUGAUUCUCAUGAAACAUGAAACAUGUCUGUAUAUAUUUAAAUUAUGCUUAUAGUCAAUGUACACGCACACAGUAUGUGUCUGUUUCUGUACAUGUGUGUAUAUGAAAACACUAUAACCCCUUGUUUUAUACACAUCCUAACUGCACAUAUUUUUGUUCUCUUUGAUCAUGAAAUCAAGUGUCCUCUUCCUCUCUUCAAAUUCAGAUCUGAAGGUUCCUAUCUGAGGGAUCCUCAGAUGUUCGUGUAGCAUGUCAGGACAAAGUCUCUUUGGCGCCCCGCCCCUUCAAAAAAUGAGUAAUUUCUCUUGUAAAAAUAACAAGAUCCUGUUUCUGUUCGAACACCCAAUUCCAUGUUUGUACCACUGACUCACUGCACAUACCUGUGCACUUUACUUGAGCAGUAACCAAGAAAAAUGAUGCACUCAUUGCUCACUGUUACACAUGCUAGCCUGUUGUAUUACAUAAUAAUAUGGUCCUCUCAAUACUACGGGCCUGUUAGCCACACGUGCUAGCAGGCCUCAUUCUAAUAAAACACUCCUGUUUUAGCCCCAACAAUUCUAACUAUCAUACCUGUAUCAUACGUCUGUAAGAGAUGUCAUGAAGCAUGUUUGUUCCUGAUUAUAACCAAAGUUUUAUUGUUCAUAGCUUAGUUUAGUUUUGAUCUCUGAUUUGAGAAGGUAAUGGGGACAAUAUCAUUUCAAAAGGACCCAAAAUGUCUUUCUCACUGUCUGGUGUCUGUUGCUUAUUCUCUGUGAAAGAGAUUUGAGACUUAAAGAGGGAUUCUGUAAAGAGACAUAUGGUUGAGCAGAGCCAAGCAUGUUUCUCAUUGAUUUUUUUACUGUUCUGUCUGUUCGAAACCCCUCGUAUGAGAGAGAUGAUAUAUAGCUUUGUGGUUGGAUUCAUGAAGUGAGAUGUUUGGGAAAAAAUAUUUUUUUAAUCCUAAAUGUCCAGACAGUUAUUUUCAGAUGUGUCCGUUUUGGCAGUGCAGUUUGCACCAUCAUCCAUCUUUUCUCCCUCUGUUUUCUCUCUGUUUUCUCUCUGUUUUUACUCUGUUUUUACUCUGGCUGCUCUCAUCCCCUGUGGUCCCUAUUUAAGAUUCUAAUCAGGACGGCCCACUUCUCAUUCUGAAGAGUCUCUCUCUCUCUUUUUCUGUCUCUCUCUCUCUCUCUCGCUCAAGAGUUUAACCCCCUUUAUCUGUUUAAUCACCAGACACAAGAGUUUAACCAGCACUGCUUGUUUAGAUGGAGACUCCUAAUCCUGCUAUGUCAGACCCCAUCCACUCUCCCUUCAGUCUGAGCCCCUACACACACACACACACACACACACACACACACACACACACACACACACACACACACACACACACACACACACACACACACACACGCAAGCUGAUGGCCACCUACAUGAACAGCCUAUUAACCCCCCUCACUUUGUACAGAGAAGGCCGCUUGGGGCUAAAGAUCACUCGCUCUGUGCUUUCUCACAAGGUGAAAAACCCAAGCAGAUUGCCUUGUAGAUGGUGGAUAGGGCUGGGGGGGGGGCUGGGGAGGGGGUGAGGGGGGUCGAGAGACGUGGACAUCGCCCGGCGUUUCCCAUCUGGAGCCGCCCCGGUGGUCUGAGCAGGUAGAGCAGCUGUGUCGCCGGGUCACUGGAGAUGGUGGCGAGCCAUCUCCCACGCGCAAAGCCCACGAGUGUUGAGGGACGUGUUGUUGCUGCUCUACGUUGCUCUCAGUAAAGAACACAAGGGAGGGACUAGACUAGAGAUGAAUUUCUUUUCUUCUUCUCCCUCUCUCUCCCUCUCUCUCUCCCUCUCUCUCUCCCUCUCUCUCCUUCUCUGUGGUGAUCAAGUGGCAGUGCUGACAGCCGCCUGUUCAGAGAUUGCACUUGAAAAGAGGCGCUGUGGUGAUGUCAAAGGGAAAUGGAUACUUUGAAAUUUUCAUGAAAGAGUCCUCCCACAACCUCUAUGUGUCCUCAUACGUUUGGAGUUUAGUUUCGCUUGGCUGCUGCUCAUUUUAUUUUAUUAUUAUUUUUUAUUUUAUUUCUCUAAGCCUCAUGUCUUCAGUGCUCUCUCUCUCUCACACACAUACCCGUCAUAUCAGGACGGCAGACACCAGAGCCCGGCCCUGUGAAUACACAGCCCUGGGGUUAUAAAACCACUCUAAACACUCCAUCAAAUAACCACAGAGCAGUGGACCAGGCGCACGCACGCACACACACACACACGCACACACACACACGCACGCGCACACACACACACGCACACACACACGCACACACGUGCGCGCGCACACACACACACACACACACACAGCGGAGCUGCAUGAAUCUAAUCUCAUUACUGCUAUAAUGACUGCUGCUUUUGUGUCAAACGAGAGGAAUGAUGAAAGAAAGAAAGUAUGACCAAAAGCGAUCACGGGGCAGUGUUGUGCUUUUGAGUGGUGUGGGUGUUUUAGAAGAAGUCGUAGGCCUGUUUUGUGUACAUAUAUCCUUCAACAGCUCUUAUGAGAAAAAGGAAGAAACUUUGAAAGAUGGACUUCUAGUGUUGGGUGUGGCCUAAUCUAUCACCCCUGUUCUGAUUAGAUUUUUAUAGCCCUGCAUGAAGAGAAAUACUAAUGAUUCCCCAAUCUUUUAUACUUCUUUUCAUUCUUAAAUGGACAAUGAAACAGGGAGGGGAAAAGACUACCCACGGUAAAUUAGGCUCUCCAUCAAGUCCCUUUCAGAGCCUAAAACAUGGCCACAAGCGCCACCUACCUGUCAUAAUAGGAAGUUCACAGCUGAUUUACAUGUGAAGAUGUUCAUGCUUUAUUGCGUUAUUCACAGUUGUUGGCAUAAGUCAAUGCCACAGGGAGUGUGUAAAUGACAUGUUUUAGUUUUACGCACUUCAUUGUUUUUAUAAGUUUAAACAACCCCAUAAUAGAAGCAUAAAACCCCCAAGAACUGACCAAUGGCAGUUAUCUUUUAUAUGGUUAAAGUAUUAUGUCAGUCUGAGAUUUGGAGUUUUUAAUUAUGGAAAUUGGUGUUUUUUUGUAUGUGCUGUAGAUCUCUUUUUCACUUUUGUGGAUACGUGCUAACAUGUAUGUAAGGGUUUUGUGAGAUGUACGUAUGAAUGUAUGUUAUGCCAAUCCUGAUCACAUUGAUCAUCGCUCCCUCACCAACUGUCAAAAGGAAGUGUUUUUCAAUGGGUUUUUACGUUUUUUUUCCUCCCAAAUACACACUGAAGGAAGAGGUAUAUGUCUUCAGGUCACAACCUUGCAUUUGUACAAAAUAAAUAUUUGUAUGAGUAUUUUA
Alosa sapidissima (American shad) is the source of this 4618-nucleotide messenger RNA. Its product is annotated as vang-like protein 1. Lineage: Eukaryota; Metazoa; Chordata; Actinopteri; Clupeiformes; Clupeidae. The record is from RefSeq and is a predicted model, not a curated record. Bases 1 to 1131 code for a protein of 376 amino acids. Gene Ontology annotation, biological process: multicellular organism development. Gene Ontology annotation, cellular component: plasma membrane. The transcript is spliced from 8 exons.